Molecule: messenger RNA, 2433 nt
Organism: Chelmon rostratus (copperband butterflyfish)
Lineage: Eukaryota; Metazoa; Chordata; Actinopteri; Chaetodontiformes; Chaetodontidae
Gene: calcr
Product: calcitonin receptor
Exons: 21
Coding region: 1-2433 (810 amino acids)
Biological process (GO): positive regulation of cytosolic calcium ion concentration; adenylate cyclase-activating G protein-coupled receptor signaling pathway; cell surface receptor signaling pathway
Cellular component (GO): axon; plasma membrane
Molecular function (GO): amylin receptor activity; calcitonin receptor activity
Source: RefSeq, a predicted model, not a curated record
AUGAUGUUAGUCGGCUCCCUUUGGAUCCUUUGGUUUCUCCUGGUGCGCAGGGUGACGGCAGGCGCUGAGUCAACCUCAGACCCUUGGCUCAGGCCUGGACAGAGUAUGACGGAGGAACAGGCGGUGAGCCAGGGUCAAUUCAAGUGUCUUCAGCUGUCCAACAAAGACCACCAAGAGAACAGAACUGGUGCGUUCUGUGGACGUAUUUGGGAUGGCUUCUUGUGCUGGGAUGAGACACGUGCCGGGACAUCUGUAACACAAUACUGUCCAGAUCACCCUGACCUGGACCCAACUGAAAAAGUGACCAAAUAUUGUGAUGAACGGGGGAACUGGGUCCAGGCUGGGUUCACGUGCAAGCCAGCUUCUGAGAACAAAUUAGAGAGGGAAGUCCUCCAUUUUUUAAGGGACGCUCCAGGAGAGCCCACCACAGACGCCACAGGGGUCAACACCGAAAAAGCCAGCGUUAUGGAAAUUAUCCUCGAGAAGGAAAAGAAAUGCUCAGAGAAAAUGAAGCAGGAUCCACCUUAUAGCAAACCAGGUCUGUACUGCAGCCGUAACUGGGAUGGCUGGCUGUGCUGGGACGACACUGCAGCGGGAACCUACGCCUCCCAAAACUGCCCUGAAUAUUUCAGCGACUUUGACCCCACAGAAAAGGCAGCAAAGUACUGUGCAGAGGAUGGUCAGUGGUUUCACCAUCCAGAGGCCAAGAGGAUUUGGACCAACUAUACACUCUGUGCAACCACCCAUGAGAAGAGGCUGAGGAAACUGAAAAUGCUUGAGAAUGAAUACAAAUGCCUCCUGAAAAUAAAUCGAGAUCCACCUUUUAACAAAUCAGGUCUGCACUGCAGUCGUAACUGGGAUGGCUGGUUGUGCUGGGACAACACUCAAGCAGGAACCUACGCCUCCCAAAACUGCCCUGAUUAUUUUUCUAACUUUGACCCGUCAGAAAAGGCAACUAAGUACUGUGGAGAAGACGGACAGUGGUUUCGCCAUCCAGAGAGCAGCAUGACUUGGACAAACUACACACUCUGUGCUGUCAACAGUAAGGAGAAGUUCAAGGCAGCCACACAGCCCUCAGGAGACGCUGAGGUAGAGCCCGCUGCCGAGGCCACGGUCAGUCCCAUAGUUAACCCAGAAGAGCAGGAAGUCGUGACUAAGAAAAUCCUCGACAGCCAGUACAAAUGCUUCGAGAAAAUGAAUCGAGAUCUACCGUACAACAAAUCAGGUCUGUACUGCAGCCGUAACUGGGAUGGCUGGCUGUGUUGGGACGAUACUCCAGCGGGGACCUACACCUCUCAAAACUGCCCCAAUUAUUUUGUCGACUUUGACCCCACAGAAAAGGCCACUAAGUACUGUGGGGAGGACGGGCAGUGGUUUCGCCACCCGGACACCAACAGGACUUGGUCCAACUACACUCUCUGCAAUGAAAACACUAGUGCAAAGUUGAAGUCAGCCUACAUCCUCUUUUACAUGGCAAUUGUGGGCCAUGCUUUGUCCAUAGCCUCCCUGCUCAUCUCUCUGGCCAUCUUCUUCUACUUCAGGAGUCUGAGCUGCCAAAGGAUCACACUGCACAAAAACCUCUUCUGCUCCUACGUGCUCAAUUCAGCCCUCACCAUCAUCUACCUCGUAGCAGUGGUCAAUAAUCCCAAAGUGGUGGCCAGAAACCCAGUUGGCUGUAAGGUGCUACACUUCUUCCACAUGUACAUGCUGGGCUGCAAUUAUUUCUGGAUGCUCUGUGAAGGCAUCUAUCUGCACACCCUCAUUGUGGUGGCUGUGUUUGCAGAGGAGCAACAUCUGCACUGGUACUACCUCCUGGGAUGGGGCUUUCCCCUAGUGCCUGCAUCCAUCCACGCCGUGGCAAGGAAAAAGUAUUUCGAUGACAACUGUUGGAUGAGUGUGGAAACCCAUCUGCUCUACGCGGUCCAUGGUCCUAUAGUGGCAGCGCUUCUUGUGAACCUCUUCUUCUUACUAAAUAUUAUAAGAGUGUUGGUGACCAAGUUAAGAGACACACACCGGGCAGAGUCCAACAUGUACAUGAAGGCGGUGAGAGCCACCCUGAUCCUGGUGCCCCUGCUUGGAAUACAAUUUGUCAUUUUCCCCUGGAGGCCGGAGAACCGGCUAGCUGGGGAGGUCUACGAGUACAUCAUGCACAUACUCAUGCACUACCAGGGAUUACUGGUGGCAACAAUAUUCUGCUUCUUCAACGGAGAGGUGCAGGCAGCUCUGAAGAGACAGUGGAUGCAGUAUAAAACCCAGUGGGGUCAGAGGCGAAAGGACCACUGCUCAAUGCGUUCAACGUCCUACACGGCCACCUCCAUCACCGAGGUGCCCGCCUUCAUGUACCACCACGACUGCAACAGCGAACACUUGAACGGGCGCCACGCGGAGGACUCUGAACUGGUGGCGUUAAAAUCAGGAGAGACGUACGCGUGA